GGCACUAAUACCGGUGUCCUUCAGGUAUCAGGUUCAACGUUCGAUGUUGAACCUGUUUGCACAUUCCUAGCGGGCAGCCAAGAAGGGAAGACAAAUCUUCUGUCAAUAUGAGCAGUAGGCUGGAUGCACUGGAGAAGGGUGUGAACCCAGUUGGGCCGGGCCCUCCUGCUCCCGCUUUGCCGCUCCCUUCGCCCGAGGAACCGGUUCCAGAAUCGCCUGCUCCGUCGUUGCCUCUGCCUGCCGCACCGGUUGGACAGCCACCUGUGGAUCCGACCACUCCGAUGGCCCCGGGUGCUGGCGGGGCAGCGGUCCUGGUUCGGGUCCUAAUGUGUGACCAUUUGUUGGUCUUCUGGGCCUUCAAGCGGGCCAGCACCUCCCACUGGGGAUCCCAGCUGGGAAUGGGAAGAACGGCUUCUGUUUAUUGGUUGGGCAUGCGGGGCAUGCUCUGGAAUCAGUUGCUUCCAGCAAUCAGGGAACACCUAGCUAGGUUUCCUAGGCCCGAUGUUCUGGUGUUACAUCUGGGGGAGAAUGAUUUGGGCCGGCGGACUGGCCUGGCUAUUAUUCAGCAAGCCUCCUCGGACCUGGCGAUUUUGCAAGGGUGGAUGCCGGGGGUGCGCAUACUUUGGGUUAACUGGCUCCAGCGCAGAGUCUGGCGAGGUGCUCGCUCUGGCCUGAGCUUGGAAAAAGCGCGCAGGAAGACUUCGGCCGCAAUCAGCAAGAUUGUGGUCGUGGCUGGGGGGGGCCAUCCUGUGGCAUCCGGGUUUAGCCGCUCGCUUCCCUGAGCUAUAUCGCCCGGAUGGUGUUCAUCUUCCUGAGCAAGGUUGUGAUUUGUACUUGUGCAACAUCCGGAGGGGGCUUGCUGAAAUUUUAGGCAGGUGUGGGGCAGGAAGGUCAAGCAAUGGCUAACCUUCCUGGGUGGCAGUAACAGUGCGGGCUGAGGGGUAAGGAGGUAUAGAUUAACGGUGAGCACCCUUGAAUAUUUAAAGGUGGAUUGGUAAAUUGCUCCUUUGUGGCCUGUGUGGCACGGGGAGACUUUGAUUGCCAAGAAACCUGCUUCAGGACUUCACCAACCUUUGGGCUGUGCAGUCCGGGGUGUAUGUGUGUGUGUGUGAAGAUCUGGAGCUGUCCAGAUCCCCCCUUCUAAAAGGGGGUGGUUGGCUUUGAAGGAAUAGGGUGGGAUGUACCUGCCUCUUUCCUGAGCCAGGGUGUGUCACCCAUUUAGUUGAUGGGUAGGAAGUUUGAAUCCUAACCCAUGCCUAGGUGCCCACACUGUUUAUGACAGUGAUUAAUCACCUGGUUUUCAGUCCGCCAUGCCUGUUGUUAUGUUAAUAAAGCGUGGCCCAUU
Molecule: messenger RNA, 1345 nt
Organism: Hemicordylus capensis (graceful crag lizard)
Lineage: Eukaryota; Metazoa; Chordata; Lepidosauria; Squamata; Cordylidae
Exons: 4
Coding region: 108-782 (224 amino acids)
Source: RefSeq, a predicted model, not a curated record